GUGUCUCUUUUCCGUCAGUUGCGCAUUCUGGUUGGAACUUGCUUCGCCAGCAUCGGGGCGUUGUUCUGGUCCAUGGUCCUUUUAAUCGUGCUGCAGAUUGGCUUUGCCUUGGCCAUCUGCCAGGCUCUACAACUUUUCAUUCUGGACACGCAGGCAGACUUUGAAACACGCAUGGAAAUGCAUUCGUAUUACGGAAGCUUUGCCAAGGCGCUAUAUACAAUGUUCGAAAUCACGUUUUCAGGCUCAUGGCCUGUUCGCGUGAGGCCUGUCAUCGAAAAAGUCGAUGCAUGGUACUCGGUUCCUUUCCUCGCCUAUGUAACUUUCGUUGUCUUCGCAGUGAUAAAGAUCGUAACCGCCCUUUUCUUGAAGGAGACUCUGACCAGUGCAGCGAAUGAUGCUGAUAUGGUAAUGGAGGAUGCUCGACGCACGGCUCAGGACUAUCACUACAAGCUCCAAGAACUGUUCCGCUUGGCCGAUGAUGACGGUGAUGGCAACCUUUCAAGGGAGGAGUUCGUGGAGACAAUGAGCCUUCCUAGUGUGCAGCACUAUUUGAGGACCUUGGACAUGAGCAUUCAAGACUGCAGGCCGUUGUUUGACAUCUUGGAUGAUGGAGAUGGGCUUAUAACCAUCGCCGAGUUUGUGAAGGGCCUCUCUCAAAUCAAGGGCCAAGCUCGCGCGGUGGACAUUGUAAUCUUGCAGCGGGAGAAUGCAAAGCUCUUAGCAGAGUGCCAUCAUAUUCGGAAAGACAUUGACCGCAUCCAAAGAACUUUACCGAGGAUGCUCCGCAGUGUGGCCUCUGGCCUCAGCGCAGCUUCCGGAGAGUCAGAAACGCUUUUCACGGCAUGA
Symbiodinium sp. CCMP2456 is the source of this 846-nucleotide messenger RNA. NCBI's taxonomy places the organism in Eukaryota, Dinophyceae, Suessiales, Symbiodiniaceae. The record is from the annotation of a GenBank genome assembly.